Molecule: messenger RNA, 2609 nt
Organism: Didymodactylos carnosus
Lineage: Eukaryota; Metazoa; Rotifera; Eurotatoria; Philodinida; Philodinidae
Source: the annotation of a GenBank genome assembly
AAAAUAUUCAAUUGUAGAAAAACUAUAGUUGUUUAGUUAAGUUCAACAAGUCUUUGUACAUAGCACGUCUUGUUGCCUCUCUACGACUAUUUUGAACUAUAAUGGUUUCUUGUUGUUCUUCAUGAAUUUUAGUUACUUUCAGAUUAUGCUGAUCAUCAUCGUCACUCAUACAAUCAUCAGAUUGUUUUGUUUGAGGGAUGUUCAGCGUUGCAAACAAAUCCGUGGUUGAAUUUGGCUGAUGUUGGAAAGAUCGGUUCUUUUUUCUGAUAGGAAACUGCAAUUUAUUUUCUCGUCUAUAUAGUGUAAAAGAUAUUUUGGCUCGUUUGGUUUUUCGAACGAUCACCGAUGGUAUAAGAAGAUUCAAACUUUUUUAGAUAUCGCGUUGAUUUUUUUGUUGAUACCACACUUGUCGUGAUAUUUCGCUCUGUCAAGGCUGAAUUUUCGGCUCGAUACUUUACCUUUGUUUUUGAAGACAUUUUCGGCACUCUUUUACUCGGAUAAUUUCUAUAUUGAGAUCUAUCAAUUUCUAAUUCGACUUUGUCGCUAUAUUGUUCCACUUCUUUCAUGCAAUCUACUGACAUUUUUCGCAGCGCGAAAGAAUGAUUCUUUCGCCGCGAAACUGUCAGUAGAUUGCAUGAAAGAAGUGGAUGUACGUGUCACCGUUGUUAUCCAGAAAUUUUAAAGGCUUGUUCGAUCAAAACUGACCGGAAAUUCGUCUUUUUGAUAGUCGAUUACAGGGUUCUGAAAUUCGGUGACUAAUGGGGUAAGCUAUAAGUUUUAUAUUGGGAUAUUUUAGAAAAAAUUUGCGACAAUUUUUCAAUCUGCUGAUUUCUGGCUGUGCAACAUGUGCAUGCAACAAAUUGUCUAACAAUACUAAGAGAGUGCACACUUCUAAGGAAUCUUUUUAACCGAUGGAGUGGUUUUUGUAUACUCUUGUAUAGUAUGAGGAAGAGAAUAGAAAUCGCUAUUUUCUUUUUAGGUCAUUCCCAUUAGCGACGAUAUUCAGUAGAGUCCGCUAAUUUACCGGAGAUUGAAAAUCAGUUUUGAAAUAAAUUUUUACUAGGAUUUUGAGAAAGUGUGAAGAAGAUGAACGUUUCACUGUCUAAGACAAAUCCAAAUAGUCGAAGGUUAAGCCUGUUCGGUGUCGUUUAUACAUUGGUCCAUUAUCACUGCCUAUCAUUGUAUAACAAGUUGGUUUGUCGUAUAUGAGAUGGCAAUCUUCUGCUCAGUUAGACAUUCUUCUGAGUAAAAUAAAAACAGAUUUGGAAUUGUUUUGAGCUUUCAUCGUUAGUGCCGUAUUCAUCUACUUGAGUCUCAAACAUGUAUCAAUCGCUAGUAUUUCUGGUUGCUUUGUUUGUUAUUAGUCAGUGUAGUACUGAUUAUUUCGUCGAAAAAUUCAACGGUGAGAAUCAACACUGAAAUACUGUAGGACUCAGUGUUAAUUACUUUUGCUCUUGUUAGAUGGUGAUAAGUGGACAAAACGAUGGGUCGAAUCAACAGCAAAGGGUGAACAACAAGGCAAAUUUAAACUAACUGCCGGAAAGUUCUAUGGAGAUAAAGAAAAAGAUAAGGGUAUUCAAACAUCAGAAGAUGCAAGAUUUUACGGUGCAUCAGCCAAAUUCGACAAUUCAUUUUCAAACGAAGAAAAAACAUUGGUGAUUCAAUUUACAGUUAAACACGAACAAAAAAUCGAUUGUGGCGGUGGUUAUAUCAAGGUUUAUCCAUCAGAUGUUGACCAAAAGAAUCUUCAUGGUGAUUCUCCAUAUCUUAUUAUGUUUGGUCCUGAUAUUUGUGGUUAUAGUACGAAAAAAGUUCAUGUUAUUUUCACAUACAAGGGAAAAAAUUUAUUGAUUAAAAAGGAUAUCAAAUGCAAAGAUGAUGAAUUGACACAUUUGUAUACAUUGAUACUUAAACCUGAUAAUACCUAUAUCGUGAAAAUCGACAAUGAGAAAGUAGAAAGUGGAACAUUAGAAGAGGAUUGGGAUUUCACACUACCAAAAACAAUCAAAGAUCCAUCGGCAUCAAAACCAUCCGAUUGGGACGAUAAUGAAAAAAUUGAUGAUGCGAGUGAUGUGAAACCAGCCGAUUAUGAUAAACCGGAACAUAUUCCAGAUCCAGAAGCUAAAAUACCAGAAGAUUGGGAUAACGAGAUUGACGGAACUUGGGAACCACCAAUGAUGGAUAAUCCAGAAUAUAAAGGUCAAUGGAAACCGAGACAAAUUGAUAAUCCAGCAUAUAAAGGCGCAUGGGUACAUCCAGAAAUCGAUAAUCCAGAUUAUGUUGAAGAUAAAAAUCUUUAUUUAUUCCAAGAUAUUGGUGCUAUUGGAUUCGAUUUGUGGCAAGUGAAAGCUGGAACAAUAUUCGAUAAUAUUUUGGUUACUGAUGAUGAAAAACAUGCAGAAGAUUUUGGAAAUGAAACUUGGGGAAAAACAAAAGAUCCAGAAAAAAAGAUGAAAGAUGAACAAGAGGAAGCUGACCGAAAGAAAGAAGAAGCCGAACGUAAAAAGAGAGAAGAAGAAGAGAAAACGAAAGAAUCAACCAAAUCAGACGAUAAUGAUGACGACGAUGAAUCCGAUGAUACAAAAACAGCGGAGAAAGAUGAAUUGUAA